Lipotes vexillifer (Yangtze River dolphin) is the source of this 2568-nucleotide messenger RNA. It is a transcript of the gene ST14, whose product is annotated as ST14 transmembrane serine protease matriptase. Gene Ontology annotation, molecular function: protein binding; serine-type endopeptidase activity. Gene Ontology annotation, cellular component: membrane. The coding region runs from base 1 to 2568 and encodes 855 amino acids. NCBI's taxonomy places the organism in Eukaryota, Metazoa, Chordata, Mammalia, Artiodactyla, Lipotidae. Gene Ontology annotation, biological process: proteolysis. The transcript has 19 exons. The record is from RefSeq and is a predicted model, not a curated record.
AUGAAGAGCGAGCGGGCGCGCAGGGGCACAGGCGGCUCCGGGGGCCUCGGCGCGGGACUCAAGUACACCUCGCGGCCGCAGAACAUGAAUGGCUUUGAGGAAGGCGUGGAGUUCCUGCCAGCCAACAACACCAGGAAGGUGGAGAAGGGAGGCCCGCGGCGGUGGGUGGUGCCGGCAGCCGUGCUGGCUGGCCUCUUGCUGCUGUCCCUCAUGGCGGGGCUCCUGGUGUGGCACUUUCAGUACCGGUCCGUGCGUGUCCAGAAGGUCUUCAAUGGCUACCUGAGGAUCACGAACGAGAACUUCGUGGAUGCCUACGAGAACUCCAGCUCCACUGAGUUUGCCAACCUGGCCAAGAAGGUGCAGGAAGCGCUGAAGCUCUUAUACGGCGGGAUCCCUGCCCUGGGCCCCUACUACAGGGGGUCAGCUGUGACCGCCUUCAGCGAGGGCAGCAUCAUCGCCUACUACUGGUCGGAGUUCAGCAUCCCCCAGUACCUGGUGCAGGAGGCCGAGCAGGCCAUGGCGCAGGAACACGUGGUCACGCUGCCGCCCCGAGCCCGCGCCGUGAGCUCCUUCGUGCUGACCUCAGUGGUGGCCUUCCCCACUGACCCCAGAACAGUACAGAGCACCCAGGACAACAGCUGCAGCUUUGCCCUGCACGCCCGUGGCAGCGAGCCGACCCGCUUCACCACGCCCGGCUUCCCCGACAGCCCCUACCCGUCUCACGCCCGCUGCCAGUGGACCCUGCGGGGGGACGCUGACUCCACACUGAGCCUCACCUUCCGCAGCUUCGAUGUCGCAACCUGUGACAAAAGUGGCAGUGACCUGGUCACUGUGUAUGACACCCUGAGCCCCGUGGAACCCCGGACUGUGGUGCAGCUGUGUGGCACAUACCCUCCCUCCUACAACCUGACCCUCCUCUCCUCCCAGAACGUCCUGCUCGUCACGCUGGUGACCAACACCGAGCGCCGACACCCCGGCUUCGAGGCCAUGGUCUUCCAGCUGCCUCGGAUGAGCAACUGUGGAGGCGACUUGCAUGCAGCCCAGGGCACAUUUAGCAGCCCCUACUAUCCAGGCCACUACCCGCCCAACAUCAACUGCACCUGGAACAUCGAGGUGCCCGGCAACCAAAACGUGAAGGUGCACUUCAAAGCCUUCUUCUUGCUGGAGCCCAACGUCCCCCUGGGCUCCUGCUCCAAGGACUACGUGGAGAUCAAUGGGGAGAGGUACUGUGGAGAGAGGCCCCAGUUUGUCGUGAGCAGCGGCAGCAGCAAGAUCACCGUCCACUUCCACUCGGACCAGUCCUACACGGACACCGGGUUCCUGGCCGAGUACCUGUCCUAUGACGCCAGUGACCCGUGCCCGGGCAGGUUCAUGUGUAACACAGGGCGGUGUAUCCAGGAGGAGCUGCGCUGUGACGGCUGGGCUGACUGCACCGACCACAGUGACGAGCUCCACUGCCAAUGCAACGCCACCUACCAGUUCACAUGCACGGACAAGCUCUGCAAGCCCCUCUUCUGGGUCUGUGACUCCGUGAAGGACUGCGAGGACGGCAGUGAUGAGCAGGGCUGCAGCUGCCCACCCGAGACCUUCAGGUGUAACAACGGGAAGUGCCUCCCGCAGAGCCAGCAGUGUGACGGGAAGGACACCUGUGGGGACGGGUCCGAUGAGGCCAUGUGCGACCACGUGAGCACCGUCACCUGCACCAAACACACCUACCGCUGCCUCGACGGGCUCUGUGUGAGCAAGGGCAACCCCGAGUGUGACGGGAAGGAGGACUGUAUCGACGGCUCGGAUGAGAAGGACUGUGACUGUGGGCUGCGGUCGUUCACCAGGCAGUCUCGGGUUGUCGGGGGUGAGAACGCGGACGAAGGUGAGUGGCCCUGGCAGGUGAGCCUCCACGCCCUGGGCCAGGGCCACGUGUGUGGGGCUUCCCUCAUCUCCCCCAGCUGGAUGGUGUCCGCCGCCCACUGCUUCGUCAACCACAGAGGAUUCAGGUACUCUGACCACAGCAUAUGGACCGCCUUCCUGGGCCUGCACGACCAGAGCAAGCGCAGCGCCCCCGGGGUGCAGGAGCGCCGGCUGCAGCGCGUCAUCUCCCACCCCUUCUUCAACGACUUCACCUUUGACUACGACAUCGCGCUGCUGCAGCUGGAGCAGCCAGCCGAGUACAGCGCUACCGUGCGGCCCAUCUGCCUGCCGGACGCCGCGCACACCUUCCCCACCGGCAAGGCCAUCUGGGUCACCGGCUGGGGCCACACGCAGGAGGGAGGCACGGGGGCGCUGAUCCUGCAGAAGGGCGAGAUCCGCGUCAUCAACCAGACCACGUGCGAGCGCCUGCUGCCGCAGCAGAUCACCGCGCGCAUGCUGUGCGUGGGCUACCUCAGCGGCGGCGUGGACGCCUGCCAGGGCGAUUCUGGGGGCCCGCUGUCCAGCCCGGAGGCCGAUGGGCGGAUGUUCCAGGCCGGCGUGGUGAGCUGGGGCGACGGCUGCGCGCAGAGGGACAAGCCAGGCGUGUACACGAGGCUCUCCGUGUUUCGGGACUGGAUUAAACAGCAGACCGGGGUGUAG